This is a messenger RNA of Notechis scutatus (mainland tiger snake), 2396 nucleotides long. RefSeq names its product kelch like family member 22 (gene KLHL22). Lineage: Eukaryota; Metazoa; Chordata; Lepidosauria; Squamata; Elapidae. The record is from RefSeq and is a predicted model, not a curated record. Gene Ontology annotation, cellular component: polar microtubule; Cul3-RING ubiquitin ligase complex; nucleus. Gene Ontology annotation, biological process: positive regulation of TORC1 signaling; protein monoubiquitination; proteasome-mediated ubiquitin-dependent protein catabolic process. Gene Ontology annotation, molecular function: protein binding.
GCGGUGCGUUGAGGUGCUGUGGCGGCGCUGGGCGGGACCGCAGGGGAUCCCCUUCUCCGGCCAGAUAAGAGCCUGCAAUUUGUGUUCCUGGCAAUGGGCACAAAUGAAAGUUUUGAAUGAGGAAAUCAGCCUAAUUGAAACCAGUUGUUCCUCGGGGAACCCCAGUUGCUGUGCCCUCUGAUUCUAAAGGAGGUUCUGCCCAGGAUGGCGGGUCAGCAGGAGGAGACGGAGCCACUCAAGAUCCCCCUGGAGACUUUCGCCAAGAAGUGCUCCAGCAAGACCUACCACAGCGCUGGGCACUCCCAGACCCUGCUGAGUGGCCUGGGGGCUCUCCGGGACCGCGGCAUUCUCUUCGAUGUUGUUCUGCAUGUAGAGGGGAAGACCAUCGAGGCUCAUCGCAUCCUCCUAGCCGCAUCCUGUGAUUACUUCAGGGGAAUGUUUGCUGGGGGACUCAGAGAAAUGGAACAGGAAGAAAUUCAUAUCCAGGGCAUCUCUUACAAUGCCAUGUGUAAAAUCCUGAAUUUCAUCUAUACUUCAGACCUGGAACUUGGCCUCAACAAUGUGCAAGAAAUUCUCGCUGCAUCCUGUCAGCUACAGAUCUCUGAGAUCAUCCAGUUCUGCUGUGACUUCCUCAUGCUUUGGGUGGAUGAUGAGAACAUUGUGGACAUGUAUAGACUGGCUGAUCUCUUUGAUUUGUGUUACCUGACAGAGAAGCUGGAUGCCUACUUUCUGAAAAACUUUGUUACCCUCUCAAAGACAGAGACCUACCGCCAACUUCCCCUGGAGAAGGUCUACGCCCUCCUCAACAGUAACCUCUUGGAGGUGAACUCUGAGAAUGAGGUCUACGAAGGGGCCCUCCUUUACCAUUACACGCCAGAAGAACUGGAGACAGAUCAGGUUUCACUGAUGGAGCCUCCUAAGCUGCUGGAGACGGUCCGUUUUCCUCUGAUGGAGUUCCAAAUUCUGCAGAGACUUCACAACAAGUUAAGUUCCUGUCCGUUAAAGGAGACAGUGGCUAAUGCCCUAAUGUACCAUAAGAACGAGUGCUUCCAGCCGGUGCUUCAGAAUAUGCAUACACAGUUGAGGUCCGAGUUCCACUGUGUGGUAGGCUUUGGGGGGAUGCAUUCCACCUCAUCUACUGCCCUCAGCAACCAAGCCCAGUACUUGAACCCACUUUUGGGCGAAUGGAGGCAUUUCACAACAGCCUUGUCUCCAAGAAUGUCCAAUCAGGGAGUAGCUGUCCUCAACAAUUUUGUAUAUCUGAUUGGCGGAGAUAACAACGUUCGAGGUUUUCGAGCAGAAUCCAGAUGUUGGAGGUACGACCCAAGAUACAAUAAGUGGCUCCAGAUCCAGCCCUUGCAGCAGGAGCACGCGGAUCUCUCUGUCUGCGCAGUAGGCGGGGCGAUCUAUGCGGUGGCUGGGCGCAACUACCGGCAGGACCUUCGAGAGGUGGAAAAAUACAACCCCCAAACCAACAGCUGGGAAUACGUGGCUUCUCUCCAGAAGGAGGUCUAUGCCCAUGCAGGAGCAGAACUGGAAGGCAAGAUCUACAUCACUUGCGGGAGGCGAGGAGAAGAGUACCUCAAAGAGUUGCAGUGCUACGACCCGGCCACCGAUCGCUGGGACGCCUUAAGCGACAGUCCCGUCAGGAGAGCCUGGCACGGGAUGGCUGCGCUGCUGGGAAGGCUGUACGUGAUUGGAGGCAGUAACAACGACUCCGGCUACAGAAGAGAUGUUCACGAGGUUGCUUGCUAUACCCCAAGCACUUCUCAGUGGACAACUGUCCGUCCUCUUCAUGCCGGCCACGGUGAGCCUGGCAUUGCUGUCCUGGGCCACAGGAUUUACGUCUUGGGAGGGAGGUCUCAUAACCGUGGGAUCUGCAUGGACUACGUUCACGUCUACGACGCCGAGAGAGACUGCUGGGAAGAGGGUCCCCAGUUGGAAGAUGACAUUUCCGGGAUGGCGGCCUGCAUCCUUACUUUACCAAGGGCGGUUCUUACAGAAGGCGAAACGGGUGUGUCUGACGGACAACGCAAGAGAGUCCAGGAUUACUCGGGUGUGUCUGCCGAGGUCCUGAGAAUAUUAGACUGGGAGGAAUUUGAGAGUAUGAAUGAUGAUUAGACAUUAUUUUUGGGGUUGGCUUUUCUUAUUUGGACUGCCAUCAGAGGAAGCCUGGUGCCAUUUAGAAAGCGAAAGCCCUUCGCAAGAAGCCUUUUAGGGCACAGUUCAUUAAACGGAGGAAGGUUCUUCGAUGAGAAGCGAAGCAUCCUCUUCCUUAAGGAAAACAUCAGUCCAAUUGCCUUUUGCAAAAGCACUUUUGAGACACCAUGACCUGAAUGACUGAGAAUAUCUCCAUAGAUGUACAGCUCAUUGCUUGGCCAGUGGAAAACUUCCAG